Messenger RNA from Vitrella brassicaformis, 4511 nucleotides. Lineage: Eukaryota; Vitrellaceae. The record is from the annotation of a GenBank genome assembly.
CUGGCGUGAAGAGAUCAGAGCAUGUGUACACCAUUGCGGUGACACACACGAAACAGCACAGCGAAACACACCGGCCCCAGCAACACAACAACGAGCAAGCACAUACAGACGCAAGGAGAUGUCGUGUUCUCUACCUCUGUGCAGCAAGCAUGCGUGUAUGUGUGUGUCUUGCAGGCGUGAUGGGCUGCAUAUCGGCAAAGGCAGCCGACAUUGCGAAGAAGGCAGCCACACCACUGGUUGGUGCACCCUCGUGCCAUGCACUCAUUCAUCGUGUGUACGUUGUGGGGGCAAAGACGGAUGGUGUGGGCGUGUUUGAUGCAUCCAGGUGUCGGCAAGGACCGCACUCGGCAUACAGGUUAGUACACGUUUGUGUGUAUGGAUGCGCGGACUGGGAGGGAGGGACACAUCAUGUGUGUGCCUCCCUGAUGUGUGUUUAGCCGACGGUGCAGCCCAAGGCCUACUCGGUGGCCAUACAGGUGGAUCAUGACCCAUUGUUCAAGGUACAGACACACACAUGGAUGGAUGGACGGACGGACGGAUGGGUGCACCUGCCUCUCGGUCUGUCUGCGUGUGUCGCUCUGGUUACUGCAGGUGCCCGCUGAUGGCGCGCCGUCAACCAGGCGUGCGAGCAGCCGAUUCCUCUCUUCAGACAACGUACCUACACACGGAAGUCGGCACACAGACAGGCGCAUACAGAGACACACGUGCGAUUGUGUGUGCGUAUAGAUACAUGUGGGCAGCAUACGGAAGACCGCCCAGACGCAGCUCAGCGACGUCUAUGUCAUGGGUACGACUUAUCUGUGUGUGUGGUCUGAUUGUGGACAUCAAAUGGGGCAUGUGGAUGCAGGGAAAAAGUUGGCCAGUGGUGCUUUUGGGACGGUCUAUGAGGCGAGACACAAACUGCUGCAGGAGAAGAGGGGUAAAGGUCUUUUCAAUGUGGGUGUCUGCCUUCGUGUCUCAUGUUUGUGCUGCGCUGUGCUGUGCUGUGCUUACCCCUCUCUCUGUGUAUGUUUGCAGCGAUAAAGCAGGUGGCCAAGGAGGACAUCGACACGACUGACUUCAUCAGGGAGUGCGCAUUCAUGAACGAGCUCGACCACCCCAACGUCCUCAAGGUUAUCAAUCACAUUUCGGAUAAAGACAGUUUCUUGCCGCUAAUGUGUAAUGUGUACGGGCUCCCCCAGGUGCACGAACUCUUUGAAGACGAGGAGAACUACUACUGCGUCAUGGAAUUGGCAACAGGCGGGGAGAUAUUCAAGGCACGAACAGCAAUCCCCUUGACCUGCCUUGUGAACGCGUUCCUACACCUCUCUGUGGCUGUGCGUAUGUGUGCAGAGGUUUUUGCAGAGGAACUUCAAAGAGUCGGAAGCAGCGUCGAUCCUGAAACAGGCAUGGAAGCAUACAAGGCCCCUCCAAUGCACUGCACGUGCACACGUACCCACACGGAUUCAUUCAACUCAUUGGAUGCAGGUGCUGAGUGCCGUCAGCUGCUGCCACGACCGAUUCAUCUGCCAUCGGUAUGCAUACGCACAUACUUACGCACAUACAAACGUGUGGGUGGGUGGAUGGAUGCAUCAUGGUCGCACAUACGCUGCAGAGACAUCAAGAUGGAGAACAUUCUCUUUGACAGCGAAAAAGAGCAAAUCAUCAAAGUGAGAACCUCACAACACGCAGACACUCACAGAGGAAGAGAGUGAAACGCACAGGGCGCACACAGCCGCACGUCCAUGUGUGUGCAUACAGCUGAUAGACUUCGGCACAGCGAUUCGCUACGCGAAGGACAAAGAGAAUGCCAUGGAGGGCGAAUGCGGCACCAUCAUCUACAUGGGUAUACACACACGCCAAGAUGCAUACAUCCCGGUGUCAUUUCUCGUCUCUUUCUGCCGCGAUGUGUCUCUCGCUGGCUCUCUGCUCUGCUCAUCAGCGCCCGAGAUGUUUUCCGACCGCUAUGGUCCAAAGGUGGACGAGUGGUCUUGCGGCGUCAUGCUCUACAUGAUGCUGGUACGCAUGGGCACAUGCGCAUGCACAAAUAGAGGGACAUGCAUAUGCAUAUACAGGUGGGCCACCCGCCUUUCUGGGGCGCAGACGAUCAGCAAAUACGUAAGCGGGGGAGUUAGGAACGCAGGCAACCAUGGAGACACACACGAUGGUGUGUAUGUGUAUGGCCACAACAGAGGAGAAGAUUUUGAAUGCGCCUGUGGAUUUGUCGGGCACCAAGUGGCUGCCCUUCACUCCGGAGUGCAAAGACCUCAUCUUGAAAGUAGGUACCCAUGCACACACUGGCGAAUGAGUGGAGGGAGACACGAUUGUCUAUGUGCAGUUGCUCGAGCGAGACCCGUCGAAGCGGAUGAGUGCGAGUGAUGCACAGAAGCACCCCUGGUAAUGAUGUCAUGUCUCCCAACCAACACUGAUCUGAACACGCGUAUUCGAGCGCACAUCCAUAGGUUUGAGAAACACGAGAAGAGUUCGCCCCAAAGAGUGAAGGAGCAGGUCUUGCUGGCGGCUUUGCACAACAUGACCACAUUCAGCGCACCACUGCGGUUCCAACAAGUACACAAGUCCGCACACACUCACAUCCCAUCACACGUGCGUGUGUGUGUGUGUCUGUAGACGGUGCUGCUGGUGAUUACGAGACACCUGGUGACCAAGAAGGAGAGCCAAGGUGAGACGAACAACGAGGUGUUCACAUUCAUUGCCCACUCUUGCAUGUCUGCAGAUAUCUUCGGCGCUUUCCGCGAGAUUGACGAAGACGACAGCGGGGUGCGUGAGCCUGCAUCAAUGCAUUCACUCGUACGUAUCCCUCCACUCGUCUGUGAUUGCUUGUCCAGCUGAUCAAUUUCUCUGAGUUUUGUCAAUUCUUCACUUCUUACCUGCCCUAUGUUGACGAGACACUGCUCAAGCCUGCUUACCAAGUACGUACACAUCGACGAGAGGUGGCGGGGAUAGAGAAACACGCGCCCAUGUUCGUGUGCACGGAUGGAUGGCAUACAGGCGAUUGAUGUCGACGGGAGCGGCACAAUCAGGUGGGUGUCGAUGGAUGGAUGGACCCACAUGUAUAUGUGUGUGUGUGUCGCUCCGUGCAUGCUUGUAUUGUGUGCGUGCAGCUACACGGAGUUCCUGCAGGCGUCCUGCGACCGAUCAAUCUUGCUCAACAAAGACAGAAUACGGGUGUGUCUGCAACUGACACACACACACACACACACACACACACCAUGCGAGCAAAUGCGUUCAGACUGCCUUUGCGAUGAUGGACAUCGACGGCGACGGCAGGAUAUCUGUCGAGGACCUCAUGGAAGUCCUCUACCCUGGCAAGAGGUAAGUGCACCCAUCUCUCUCUGUGUACGGGUGCUCCUGUACACGGGUAUGUAUGUGCACCUGUGUGGACAGCUCGAGCACAGCCCGUACGGACUUUUGCUGCGGGCUGAUCAGGGAAGUCGACAAGUCGCUGAGCGGAUACGUCUGUAAGCAAUGAUCCGGCCCAAACAAACAAAGACAAAUGGGUGAUCGAUUUGUGUCCCAAUCGAUGAUCGACCACCAGCUUUUGAGGAUUUCCAGGAGUGUCUAUCCCAGCUGACGCCCGACGGCAACGUCAAGCUGAUGCCUCACAGACGAAGGGCGUCGCUCGCAAGCCCACUGACAGUAUGAAUGCAGACCACAGAGGGGAAGAACCCAGUGUGUACAAAUCCAUCCGUGCAGUUGCCGUCAUCGCCGACGAGCUACGCGUCGGUAGACUCGCCUCGAAGGAGAUGGAGCGUCAUGACCGGGGUGAGUGGUGGGGCCGAGCCGAGAGACAUGUGUGCACAUCUACGCCAGUGUCAUGUCUCUAUCUCUCUGUCUGUGUGUUUGUGUGUGUGUGUGUCUGUGUGCAAUCAGCCUGACAAUAUACCCACUUCUCCUGGUACCCAAACCACGAAGAACAGACACAUGUGUACGUGUCUCUCUCUAUGCACACAGCCCGCUCCGAGCGAAGUGCUAAGCCCAGCCCCGCAGCACCGGCCGCAGCAUCGGGGUCGCCCAGCUCGUCCAAGCGCCGCAGAGUCACCGACUCAUCAAUGGUCAUCGGGGCCGUCAUGGCCAACCUCGAGGGACGCUCCAACCCCACCAGCCCAUACGUGUCGGAGAGACGAAUACCGCCACUCUCGGCUGAUGAAAUGCUGCCACCGGUAGGCACAGGGAGAGAGGCAUAGAGAGAUGGGGCUAGGCAGUCGGGCGUGUAUGUGUGGAUGAUGCUGUGCAGGUGUCUUCUGUGCAAGGAAAGGGGAGGGCACGGGAGAGGGAGAGGGAGAGGGAGAGUGUGUCGUCGGUCGGGACGGCUGGGAGUGCGUCGAUGGGCCUGCAUCCGCACUCGGUCAUGAUGCCCGUCAUCCACAAGGGAGACGACACGCCCGAUGUCAUGUCGACUGACUGAUAUUUGUCCAUGAAUGUGCACGACAUGGCGGUGGUGUUUGUUGAUAUGUUUAUCGCGGUGGAUUGUGCGCUGCGUCAGUCUAUUUAUUUGUUGUUGUUGUUGCCGA